CAGUAGGUUCAAAAUCGCAUUUCUCCCUAUCAUUCAUAUGUCAUGUUUUAGUUGUGUGUCAAUCACAGAUACCCCCCUCUGUUCAAACCUUCUAUGGACUGAUCUUUGGUAAUCUGAGCCCCAUUGGCUGAAAUUGCUAACCCCGCCCACCUACGCAGCAGAGGCAUGUACGUGCUGCAGAAGCGCAGAGAGCAGGAGGCUAGAGGCCAGCGUGUCUGCCGAGCUGAGUUUCUAGCUUGGAAAUAAACUGGAGGAAGUGGACAACACGACAACCUGGUUGACUAAAAACCUGUAUGCGAGUGAGAGAGACGGAACCGACCUCUCGGUGGUUUCGAGCAGUGUGAGCGUCUUGGCUAGGUUUUUUAGACAUCGUGAAACUUGGACUGGAUCCGAUGGAUUUCUCCCUGACGAGGGGGAUGGCGAGCCACCCAUUGAGAUUCUGGAACUGAGCGGCCCAACCCUUGGCCUACAAAGAACGGGUUGUUCUUUCACACUAUCAGCUCUCAACUGUGCGGUAGGACAAUUGCCGUGCUACUGCCCUAAGACAUUGCCUCCUGGCACGGAGCAAGUGACUUGACUGACUUACCCUACUGACUUAACUAAUUAUUGCCGGCCGAACUGAACUGAACUAAAUUGAACUCAAAGAGUCAAGAACAAUCUAUUAUUGGGUUAUUACAGUGUUGUACAUAUUUUUCUAUUGUGUUUUUUCAUUGUUAUUAAUACAGUUGUUGUGUUCACUAUCCGUGACUCCAUUCAUUCUGUGCAUGUCACUCACUGCCCUAACCCUCCUAGGAGCCUAGAACCUGGUCCAGCAAGUAGGUUAAUUAUUCAGAGCCUAUCCAUUUAUAUAUUUUCCUGUACGUGUUACAGACUUGGCGAGCCAGCCAGGAGGGUUAAUUGUGGCUUUUCUAAAGUUUUACAUCCAACCGUUGAGUGACUUAAGCCAGAGUGACUGGAGCUUCACAGCUACUUGGCUAUCCACAUUGCUGAACAGAAAGGUAUCUUAACAAUGGAAGUUGUGAAAACUCAGAAUGUUAAAGUUCAAAAUUCUGUUUUAGUCAGUGGUCUAUCUAACAGUGAAAUUGACAAUGAAGUUUUUGACUUCCUGAAACAGUUUGGUCCUGUCAAUAGGCUAGUUGAAGUUCACACUACAGGUACAGUAAAGGUCAUUGUAGAGUUUCAGCAUGAAGCUACUGCUAAAGAACUGGAAAAAAGCUAUUUACCUCUUGACAGACCAUGCACUGCAAAACCAGAGGUUAUUCACCACAUUCAAAGCCUAGCCAGCGCUUAUAGCAUUGAGUCUGGUGCUUCUGCAACAGCAACUUACCUGUCAGAGUUAAAAGAUAUGGCGUUGCGAAGCAACCGUUCAUUUGAAAGCAUUUUGAGGGAGGAACUGGCCAAGAUUGGGGAGUCGUUGGGAGGAACGAUCCAUGCUGACACUGUUGGCCACUCAGUCGAAGAGCCAUUGCCUUCUACUGAAACACCCCCAGCCUCAUCUCCUGUGUCACCAACUAGUGAACAUGCCAGUGUUGUUCAUAAUGACCCUCACCCAAUCACAGAAACUGUUGAAUCACAGGUACCUGCCAGUUUAUUAAGCACUCCUGAGGUACAACGUGUCAUUGUUGAACACAUUGUUAAAAGCAGUGACAUAGCUUCAACCCCGAACUUACCUUGCAAGUUGAAACCCUUUUCGGGAAGAGUUCCACAUCCUACUUUUGAAACCGAUUAUGACACCUGGCGUAGGAGUGUAGAAUUCUGCUUGACUGAUCCCUUACUUUCAGAAACCCAGAUCGUGAGGAAAAUUGCUGAAAGCUUGGCUCCUCCUGCAGCCAACAUUGUGAAAUCUCUCGGGCCUAAAGCAAGCCCAAACACUUACCUUGAACUUCUUGACUCUGCUUAUGCUGCUGUGGAAGAUGGUGAUGAACUCUUUGCUCGUUUCUUGAACACCAACCAGAAUGUUGGUGAAAAACCCUCAGACUUCCUGCAGAGAUUACACACCGCCUUAAACUUAGUCGUAAGCAGAAAUGGAAUUGCCCCGGGUGAUGCAAACAAACAACUUCUGAGGCAAUUUUGCCGAGGCUGUUGGGACAGUCCGCUGAUCGCCAGCCUCCAGCUUGAACAAAGGAAGAAUGACCCACCUCAAUUUGCUGAGCUACUUCUCCUACUGCGGACAGAAGAAGAUAAACAGGCAAGUAAAAUCACCCGCAUGAAACAGCAUCUGGGGAUGCAAAAACCACGAGUUUUCUCCAAUAUGCAGUCCACGUGCUCAUCAGGUAGGAACGGCCUAGAGCCUGCAAUUAAUGACACCUCUGCUGAUCUUCAAAAGCAAAUUACAGACCUCCAGACUCAAAUAGCACAACUCAAAGCUGAAAAAACAGGGCAAAAGUCCAAGAGGCACCCUAAGGGGACAAAGCAUAAAAACAAAAGCCAAGUUGAAUCGAGAGAGACACAACAGAUAAAUGUAUCGAUGCCCAAGCCUAAACCCGGGUAUUGCUUCAGAUGUGGGGAGGACGGCCAUAUUGCUUCCAGCUGCAGCAAUGGCCACAACCCAGCACUAGUAGCUAUAAAAAGAAAUGCCUUCAAACAAAAGCAGCGAGAGUGGGAACACCACCACAAAGUCAGUGAACACCCUGAUUUAAACUAGGAAAAGCUUCUGUUGUGGGACAAACAGGAGCUA
This is a messenger RNA of Archocentrus centrarchus (flier cichlid), 2677 nucleotides long. RefSeq names its product paraneoplastic antigen Ma3 homolog. The transcript is spliced from 2 exons. Lineage: Eukaryota; Metazoa; Chordata; Actinopteri; Cichliformes; Cichlidae. Bases 1010 to 2644 code for a protein of 544 amino acids. The record is from RefSeq and is a predicted model, not a curated record. Gene Ontology annotation, molecular function: nucleic acid binding; zinc ion binding.